Molecule: messenger RNA, 4674 nt
Organism: Papilio polytes (common Mormon)
Lineage: Eukaryota; Metazoa; Arthropoda; Insecta; Lepidoptera; Papilionidae
Product: putative leucine-rich repeat-containing protein DDB_G0290503
Exons: 10
Coding region: 224-3895 (1223 amino acids)
Biological process (GO): microtubule anchoring
Cellular component (GO): centrosome
Molecular function (GO): microtubule binding
Source: RefSeq, a predicted model, not a curated record
AUCAACCAUUUGCAUAGACCAUUUGACAUCAACUAAAUAUAUUUUGUAAAUAUCUACUAAAAACAUUAUCAACAAAAGCUAAAUUCAUUAUUCAUGUAAAACAAAAUGUAACAUUAUCAUCCAAACGUUCUACUAACUGCAGUUUCGUACUAUUUACGAAUGUUAAAAUUAACCGUUUAAAAAUGAAAGCACGGAUAUUUACAUACAGUACAGUUUAAAGAUAAUGGAUGAUUCAAUUUACUUAAAAAAAGAUUCCGAAAAAUUGAACACAGAGUUUAAUUUAUUUUUUACUCUUGAAAAUUGUUCUUUUCCAAGCUCAUUAAAACACAAAAACACUGUUAUCAAAUACACAAAACUGCCAAACUUUGAUGCUGAAGAACCAUGGUGCAAUCGGAAUUCAUUACAUCCAAGAUUCCGCCGUGUUGUAACACUCGACGACCAACCAAUUCAAUCAACUAGGUCGCUAAAACAAAACUUAGUAAACCCAACAAGCAUGUCUACCAGUUGUCCUAAACGGAAGAUUAAAAUUAUUAAUAUAAGAGAUGAAGAGGAAACAAAGAGUUAUUCAAAUAUUUCUGGAAAGGAUGUUAAGAAGUCAUCUCCAAAAACAUCCAGCAGGCUUGUAGGAACUGAUCAGAAAGGUGUUGAUCCAAAGUCAGAAAAAUUGGACUUGAUGAAUGCAGAUUCAAGAAUGAAAAGGACAAAAAAGUAUUCAGAAGAUUUGAGACAACAGUUAGCAAAAAAUAGAGAUUUAAGUAAAGGAAAUGAAUCAGUCAAAGUUAACAUUAAUAAGAGCAAGCAGUUUGAUAACAAGCUUAUAAAAAUUGCUGACAAUGACAAAGCAAGAUUAAUUAAAGAAAAAGAUAUAGAGAAUAAAAAAAAGAAUAUCAAUAAAGAAGCACAUUCUAAUAAAGAAAUGUUAUAUGAUGAAUUACAAAAAGGAAACAACCCGGAAGAUAAAAAUAAUCUGAAGAAAUUUCAACACCAACAGAAUAAAUUACAGCCAGCAAGUUCGGUGAAUGUAAAAAAAAAGGCGCCGACUAAUAUACAUGUAUCUUACAAUGAGAAGAUACAAAAACCAUCCAAAAAAGAACUAAUGAUAGAUCAGAUGGUUCAAGUUAAAAAGAAUGCUUCAAAACAUGUAUCUGUAGAAACAGACCCACCGAUACGGACAGAUCAAAUUACACAGAUCGAUAGUACCUUUGAUUCAUUACUUGUGAGAAUGGAAGAUAAGAUUACAGAAAUGGAUUUAAUAAACGAAAAAUUUGACAGUCUUCGUAUACCUGACGUUACUCUAAGAAAUGAGCGAAAUUCCACUACAGAAGAAGUAGUCAAUUUAUAUAACACAUUACCGAAUCUCAAGACACCAAGUACUGAUAUUAUUACAUUAAAAAGUGAUAAGAAUAUAAGUGAUUCAUGCAUCAAAAGUUCAUCUUAUAUCAUUGGACGUGCAACUGUCACAUAUACAAGGGAACAAAAAAUUGACAUUCAUGUAGUUAAUAAUGAAGAAAUACAUAAUAAUAUCGCGCCAACAUUAGUUUACCCUUUAAAUGUUGUAUCGCUAUAUAAAAAAGAAAUAAAAAACAAACAAUCCGAUGAUUUCUUAGUAAAAUCAAAGAAGAAAGAUAAACCACGAUCUAAUUCUAAAUCCAGAAAUGAUAUCAAUUUUGAUAGUAAAACAAACUCUGUUAACAAAUUAAUCAAACCAUCGGACAUAAUCAGCACAAUUCGGCUUAAUAAUAGUCUGUUACAAAGUGAUUUUCUUUGCAAACAAUUCCAAAGGGAACUCAACUUUAUUGAUUCCUUUUUUGAAUCUCUUAAUUAUUUAGAAAAACUGUCUGAAAAGUAUCUUACAGAGAUAAAAUUCAACAGUUUAACAUGUAGUAAACAAACAAAAUUGAAUGAUUCUGAUUAUAUCUGUAAUUUAACGAAGAUUGAUGAUAGUUGUUAUGUUGAUGAUAGUGAAACAAUGGCUUCAAAGAGUCUUUGUCAGCUUAAUUUACUCAUUCACAAUGAGCAAAGAAGAGCGAGGGAUUUCUUAUUUGUGUUGAAGAUGCAAGAGGAUGUUCUAAAAGAUUACAUAAAAUCUCAAAUGCUUUGGUUAGAAAAGAAGAAAAAGCAAGACAAUAUAGAUAUUUCAACUCUCAAGAAAAAGCAGCGUGGUGCAUUGCUGAAAUUGCAGCACGAAUGUGGUGAAAUGCAAAGGAUGCGAAAAGCGUUACUGACAUUAUCUGAGAAACGUAAGGUCGCCCUCAUGAAGACUAAGAAGAAUAUUGAAAUGAAAUUGACCAACAAUGUGGAUGUCGAACAAAUAAUUCUUGGUAAGAAAAAGUUGAAGCGGAGCACAUCUUCUGAUCGUAUUUUGGCACCGUUGAAGUGUUUUGAUCUUUCGAGUAGUGGAUGUGAAGAUUCCACUACAUCAAAGGAAUUGUCAGAAAGUGCUUGGUAUAGCACAUUGACUGCUGACAAUCCUCUCCAUCAAGUUGCAUCAAGUGCAGAGAAAAGUAUACAAACGGGUGAUAGUAUCUUAGUAGCUGACUUACCCGCUCAACUGAUAGCCACUACAGCUGAAAACUGCAUUGCCGUCGAUGGUGGCUAUUUAAAUAUUCUAUUCCAUAAUUUGUCACUACCACAAAUCUUCAGUAACGGUAAACAAUAUGAAGUGAAUGAGGAGGCUUUAAAAAAUAUUGUCAAUACCUCGAACUCGGAUAAUAAUUUGUCAAAAGACACUGAUACAUUUGAAAAGUUUAUGGAGCAUAUAAAAAAUCCUGAUACUGAUGGAUCGAGUUCUGUUUCCACUGCGCAUAGUCUUGUCGAAGAGUUUGAUCAUUAUUACAAAUGUCUCGGUGAUCAGUCGCUUACUAAUUCACCGGAAUAUGAUAAUGAAGUACACAAUGAUUAUGAAAUGCGAUCUAACAAUGAAUUAAAUAGUGAUGUUUGUGAUCAUAACAGUGUAACAAUGAUAAUGGAUAGUGAUGAAAGUAUGUUGAAGAGAUUAAGUAAUGUGUAUGGGAUUGAUAGUACAUAUAAUUGUGAGCCUAUGUUAUCUGUUGAGAUAGAGACAGGUAGUAGGGAGGUUGGUGUAAGUGUUGCAGGGCCUUUGCCCGUACCUGCAGGGGCCUCUGACCCAGUCGAUGAUCAACCUAUUGAUACUACUUGGCUGUCAAAUGUAACUGUUGAAAAAGAGAGUACAAGCAGAGAUCAAGUAUUUUCUUCAAGCAUCACAUCCUCGUCACAAUAUGCAUCACCAGUUCUCUGUGAGGCUGAAGAGUUAAGAAGACAGCAGUUAGCUAUUGAAAGAGAGAUAAAAGCAUUAGAACAGCAACAGUGUCAAUUGCUAGUCGUUCGUGAGAUACCGGACAAACCUCCGCCGCCUUACAUACCUCCGAGCGAGGUUCGAAUGCCGAAGCCGCCGAAAAUGUUCUUACCCGACCAUAUCUCUGAAGAUAAAAUACAAAAUACCAUAGAGCCGAGAAACGAAUUAUUGGACAUAAAUGAUCCAUUCGAUGCGUUCUUUAAAGAUUUCUGCGAUGAAAGUGUUGAAGGGCAACGUAUCGAGAAAAGCAAUAAACCAUGGGAUGCUUGUAAUUUGUUGCCACAAAAACCCACACCGGAUACUAAGAAGAUAGUCGCUAAAACUUGUACGGAGAUGAAAGAAGUUCUGUCAGGUGCGACACCUUCUUUCGUGUCAGGCAUCAGUUCUAGACGGACAGAUCAUAUUGAUGAUAUAUUAUUUGCGGAAUGGAGACGUUGUGAACCGGAAUGGACAUCGCUACAUACAGAAGAGGCUUCAGUAAAGAACCAACUGUUCGAGAGCAUAUUUAAUAAACUAAUCAACGAAACAGUAGAUGAAUAUAAGAAAAUAGUUUCUACAGAUAGUAAAGAAAAAAAAUAGCUUUCUUGUUAUCAGAGGGACAGAGGAAUUCUUGUUUAUUGUUAAUAAACUUUAAAGUGACUUCAGGGAAGAAUACAAAAGUAUUGAAAUAUAUAGCUUUUAGGCUAUAAAUUUACUACAAGAAUACCACACAAGUGUCAGUCGAAAAUUAGCCAUAUGAGCUAUGAUUUUGCUAUAUUUGUUAUUGUUAGAGGCUAAGAAAUCUUGUUGAGUUGUGUUGUAGAAAAUAUAUACCAGCAAUAUAUUAGACGUUUUUAUAUGUUAGCUUUUAAAUAUUGUAUGCCCAGAACUGAGCGAUAGUUCAUGCACGAAAAUGUCAUAAGUUAAAAGCGACAUUAAAAAUUAUUCUAUUGUAUAAGCAAAUUGACAUCACAAAUAAAGACAAGAGCGACAAGAAGGUUAUGUAUUAAUUUGAUAAACACAAAGUAUUAGUAUUUGCGAGAUAGUUACAAUUACUGUUGUUAUCGAACUGUCGGUUUUCGUGGUUUUUUUUUAGUUUUAAUAACUGAACUUUGCACGUGUACCUUUCGGUCUAUAUUUUGCAACUCUUGUAUUGUUAAUGUAAAUAAAGUAUAGUCAAAUUUAACCUACGUUAGUAUUACGUUAUUUUAAAGAAAAUUAGGUCAAUUAAUUUUAUCUGUUAUCCGUUAGCAAUAGUUAUUUAGGAUGUUAACGAAUAUCACAUUCUUACUAGUAAUAUAGAUGACUAGUAAAAUAUACACGUGAAAUGCAAAGUUUUUUUUUUGCAAAUUAUACUACAUGUAUACAAAAGUAUAUCU